AUGACGAUGCAGGAGACAGCAAAAACCCUUUACUUGGAGGCUGAGGGUAUCCAGUAUGCCUACCGGAUCAUUGGCAACUCGAGCGACAAUGGGCCUCCUCUUCUAAUGCUGAACCACGUCCGGUCAACGAUUGAUACUUGGGACCCCUGGGUCAUCAACAAUCUUACGGCAACUGGCCGUCAGCUCAUCACCUGCGACUAUACUGGACUCGGGCACAGCAACGGCCGCAUUCAAUCUAGUAUCCGAGGCGUUGCGUGGUUCAACAGAAGCACAACUUCCCGCGCUGGUAUUGCUGGCAAGGAUGGCGAACCUGAGAUUGCUCUGUCUACAACUGGAGAGGCACUCGUCAACCUCACCCAGGCCCAUCUGACCUGGGACGCCGAUCCGAUACCGUAUGCCCUCCUCCAGUCGAUUCAAAAGGAUGUUCUGGUCACCAACGGCGACAAUGACUUGAUCGUCCCCACCAAGAACUCCUAUAUUCUCGCCAGACAACUGCCCCGGGCCAACUUCGUCAUGUUCCCGAGCAGCGGCCAUGGUCAUCUCUUCCAGUACGCCGGAUAUUACACUAAGCUUGUUGGAGAAUUUCUGGAUGGAAAGCUGCCGACUGCUCCAUUUUCUUCUGGAAGAGCCCCGGCUUUUGGCUCAUACGGACAGUACAACGAAUAG
Messenger RNA from Diaporthe citri, 666 nucleotides. RefSeq lists its product as uncharacterized. The record is from RefSeq and is a predicted model, not a curated record. Bases 1 to 666 code for a protein of 221 amino acids. The transcript has a single exon. Lineage: Eukaryota; Fungi; Ascomycota; Sordariomycetes; Diaporthales; Diaporthaceae.